AUGCCUCCAGAUGGUGAGCCUGGCUGCCUGGGAGAUGCUGUGAGAACAGUGAGCACUGGGAAGUGGGAGGCAGGGCCACUAGCUGAAUCAGUCUUCAUCCCUCUUAAACGCCCCUCCACCUGCUCCCCAGAGAUGCGCUCAUUGUGUCGGAGCAAUAAGGGCUUCAUCAGCCAUGUGGCGGCCCAAAUGCUCCCAUUGGCUGCAGACUGUGAGAACCUCCAGCAAACUCCAGACUCACACAUUCAUUAUGGAGAUUUGGGAUACACACAGCCAUGGCACAUUACAAUCACUGGAUCAAUCAUUAGCAGAGAACAACUUCCACUCUCAAACAAGCUGAGAAAGCCAAUAGUGGAGAAGAUCCGCAGAGAACGAAUCAACAGCAGCAUUGAGAAGCUCAAGUCUCUUCUGGGUCAAGAGUUCCUAAAGCAACAGCCCGACUCCAGACAGGAGAAAGCUGAAAUCCUGGAGAUGACGCUUGAUUUCUUGAGACGCCAGCAGUGCUCCCAGGAUCCCUCGGCCUGCAGUUCUACUGCAGCUCGUGACGGACGCUCCAGAUGUGUGCAGGAGGCCGUCAACUUCCUGUCACAGUGUCCAGUGCAGACGGAGUCCCACAGAAGACUGCUGAAGCACUUCCUGCACAUGCAGCGCUACACAGAGAACCACACACGUGUGCCGCCUCAGCUCAAUUCACCAGCUGCACAGAGCAGCAGCAAAGAGCAAACUCUGGUGCUCUGGAGACCCUGGUAGAGCCACCAGGACCCGUAUGAUUUAUCAGACAGAAUUCAUUAUGCCAGUGUGAGAUUGGCAUGGACUGUAAUUCUAACGUAGGAAUUGAUUUCCGCCUCUGCUGCUUAUGCAGGACCUUUAAUAUGCUUUCAGAGAAAGUUUGUGUUUCAUUGAAACUGUGUGACCAGUUAUAUGUGAUCAGAAUGUACAGAAUAAAUUGCCAUGUAAAAUUAUUUCAUUUGUGAAAAUUAAGAUUGAUAAAAACAUUCAAGUCUGAUUUAGACUUUGAGCUCUUGUAGCUCUUUCACCCAUAUUGGGUUUAUUCUCUCACUGCUUUCAUUUACUGAAAGCUUUUGAUGUAUAUUUCUGUUGUUUGAAAUACAUCUAAUGCUUUUCUUAUUAUAUAAGAAAUAUUUCUUCAUUUGAAGGAUAUUUGAUUGUGUGUUGAAAGCACAUAUGGUUGUUUUUAAUGUUUGCAUGUGUUUACAUGAAUGAGACAUUUCCCCUGUAAAGGGCAGUUGAAUAUUGUCACUGUUAGUGAUUUGAAUUUUACUCUUUGUAUUCAAAGUCAAGUUUUUACCUUCACUGAAGGUGUGUUCAGCAUUUGUAUAAUUAGUAAUAAUUAAUAUAAUCUGUGCAAUGUUUUGAAUGUUUUCUUCAUCAAUUGAAAUAAAUCAC
Molecule: messenger RNA, 1404 nt
Organism: Cyprinus carpio (common carp)
Lineage: Eukaryota; Metazoa; Chordata; Actinopteri; Cypriniformes; Cyprinidae
Product: transcription factor HES-5-like
Exons: 4
Coding region: 1-747 (248 amino acids)
Biological process (GO): anterior/posterior pattern specification; regulation of neurogenesis; regulation of transcription by RNA polymerase II
Cellular component (GO): nucleus
Molecular function (GO): DNA-binding transcription factor activity, RNA polymerase II-specific; RNA polymerase II cis-regulatory region sequence-specific DNA binding; protein dimerization activity
Source: RefSeq, a predicted model, not a curated record